AUAAUAGUACUAUAUAACAAACAGGGACCUUUGCCUCGCUUGUUCGUGCAAGCGAAGCUAAGCGAACGAGAAUAAGAUUCUAACUAUGGCAGCAGAGGAAGGACAGGUCAUCGGCGUCCACACCUAUGAGUCGUGGAAGGAGCAUUUGGAGAUGCAAAAAAACUCCAAGAAAGUGGUUGUGGUGGAUUUUACUGCUUCCUGGUGUGGUCCAUGCCGUUUUAUUGGUCCAAUUCUAGCAGAGAUUGCUAAGAAGACACCCGAAGUCUUAUUCCUCAAGGUGGAUGUGGAUGAAUUAGAGAUUGUUGCUAAGGAAUGGUCCGUUGAGGCUAUGCCAACCUUCCUCUUCUUCAAAGAAGGCAAGCUUGUGGACAAGGUUGUGGGUGCUAAGAAGGAAGAGCUGCAACUAACAAUAACCAAGCAUGCUACUGAAUCUGCAUGUGUUGCUGCUGCUUGAAAUAUCAGCUUAUAAUUAUCAAGAAUAACACAUUAACAUUUCCGAGUCGGUUUAUAUGUUUUUCUCUAUGGCUAUGGAGUCUAAAGAACAUGAGAGUCCAUGAAAAUAAAUUGUUGCAUAGUGUACUUCAACUGGUUUUUAUUUGUAUGAUUAAAUGUCUAUUAGCAAGCAACUUGUAUUAGAAAAUGAAUCAUCUAUGGAUACUAUAGUCGUGAAGAAUUUCU
Molecule: messenger RNA, 678 nt
Organism: Abrus precatorius (Indian licorice)
Lineage: Eukaryota; Viridiplantae; Streptophyta; Magnoliopsida; Fabales; Fabaceae
Product: thioredoxin H1-like
Exons: 3
Coding region: 86-454 (122 amino acids)
Source: RefSeq, a predicted model, not a curated record